Molecule: messenger RNA, 2667 nt
Organism: Pieris macdunnoughi
Lineage: Eukaryota; Metazoa; Arthropoda; Insecta; Lepidoptera; Pieridae
Source: the annotation of a GenBank genome assembly
AUGAGUUGGCUCCGCAAUACAUCAACAAUGCUUGCCCGACAACUGUCACGAACAUUAGACCCUCGGCAUGAUUAUGAGCCCCAAGCAUGCUACAACUCAUUCUGUAAGCAUUGGCAACAAGCUCAUGAUAUUAUUUUGAAGUCUAAGCCACAGCACUUACAUGAUGAUGUAUUAGGAGUUGUUAAUCACUUAGAGCAACUGUCUACCCUUCUUGUAUUAGAGGCGAGAGCAAGAGAAAUCAGUACAACUCAAAAUCCACAACCAUGCUUUGAAUAUCUGCUUAGUGAGAAUGUACUGGAUAAAUUAUAUGAAUGGACUAUAUGUACUGGAAAAUAUGAAAAUGCCUUAAGAUUGGAACAGCUGCGGCUGUAUGGGCAUCUCAUAAGUUUUUAUGGAUCACAAGUUGUAGCAGCUGAACCAUUUUUACGUCCACUUCUGAAAUUAUUAAGCGGCUUCAGGGAUCAAUUGGCGCCGCCAAAUCUAGAGAGUCAACUUGUAACGGUACUCAAUCAGCUAUGUAUAACGUUGAUGCAGAAUCUGAAAUUUGUCGAUUUGUUCUUCUUAACUACGCACACGCAAAAUGGAUCGAUCCCAGAGUUUAUAAUAGGCCAGUUGUUGUUAUCAUCAGUGCACCGCGAAGGUUCUUGCGGCUCCGUUUCCCGCGAUGCUUUCCUUCUUUGUGCAAAGAUGUCUGCUCGUUCCGAACAACUCGCUGAAUGUUUGCUCACGGGGAAUGCUUGUCCAAUACUUGCUACUGGUCUAAGUGGUCUGUAUUCCCUUCUCCCUCGCACAUUAGGGGAAGGCAUCCUUCGUCUCACACCAGAUGACGUCAACAAAGUGCAUAAGUUGACGUUGUUCAUAGAUUCGUUGGAGUUUUGCAAUGCUGUAGCACAGGUCGCUCACCCGUCGAUAAGAGCACAACUCCUGGAUUUGCUAUUACAAGGUUUUCUUGUUCCUGUCAUGGGACCAGCGCUUUUACAGACGAAAGGGGAAACGUUGCAGACUGGGGCCAUCGAACAAGCGGCGGCUACGGCGUACUUUGAGCUACUGAUUCGCUGUAUAACGCCAGAGGGACUUAUGAGGGUAGUUCUACAUUUUCUCUUCACCUAUGAAUAUGAUGGAGUGAAGAUGAUCGAUGUUCUUUUGGCUCGGCUUGAAAGCAGUUCGCAGCUGUCCUUAGUAACACUCUCCCUUAUGGAGACCUUAAUUGAUCUAAAUUGUGAGGACGUCAUGAUCGAGCUGGUAUUCAAGUACCUUUUAAAUGGGCAUCACAUGAUCUUACCGCAUAAGCACAAAUUAUCAGAUCCCGAAAUGUAUAGGCUGGCAUCUCUGGCCUUCUUGGAGUUAAGCCCGAAAUGCUGUAAGAGGCCAUUGGAAUCGACAAAAGCGUGGGUCGAAGAGAUGGCGGCCAGUGGAAGGAAGGUUCUGGAACUUAGUAGUAAUGACAGUAGGAGAGUGAAUGGAGUACACGGAGAUAUUGCUAUGAAUGAUCUAGUCCAGGAUAUCAAUUUUGAUUAUGGGAACCCGAACGAAACCCUAAUCAGCAACUAUCAUGCAUACCUUUGCGAUAGUCGCUUUGAGAUAGUUACACGAUCCAUUGCGUGCGCGCAUUGGUCCUCGAAAUACAAUACAAUUUCUCCCAAAAGAGAACCGAACAACAACACGAAUAUCAAAGAAGCAGAGCAUACGAUAGAUAGCCUAGUUUCAAUUUGCACAAGUGGAUAUGACACUUUUAAAACGUCAGAAAAAAGUGACACUUCGGAAAAAGAAAACAGUCUCAAUUCCUUGACAGAGGAAAAAGAAGGAAAGGAAUGUUUGGAGGAAAAGCAACAAGUUAUUGAUGAAAAGGAAAAUGUUAGUUUGAAUUCCUUUGGGGAAACUAGCGGGUACAAUAGCUUUUUAAAGGUGGAUUGUGAUGAGGGAUUUGCUGAGGAUUCGUUUAGGAAGAGUUUUGAAAAGGAACCUGAGGAGUUCAGCGAGGGUGAGGUGCCCGUGGGAAGUUGGAGGGUCAGCACUGAUAGUAUUAUUGGUCCGCUAUUAAGCAGUCUUCUUAGGAAGACGUCGCGUUGUUUAGAAUCGGAUGUUACGAGCAACUGCCACGUCUCGAGUAUCAUCUGCAAACUGUGCUCAUUUCCAUCGGUCCUACUGGUGGCAGUUGUACUGUGCCCCACUUUGACGCCUAAUGUACCGUCGUUGUAUCAGAUUUUGAAUAAACUACGCGAGGAAGUAGAUAUAGCGUUAGAAGGGAUGGAGAAGGUAGAAGAGUUGGUGGAUCGAGCGAGGGUCUUUCUCAUACAACGGGAGCUAACGUUAGUUCGGCGUGCGCUUACCAACGACGACAGAAAAGCGCGAAAUCCGAAUCUUCAGCAAGACAGUUCGUUUCGUAGAAGCGAAUCUAAAAGACGCAGUUUCUCAUCUAGUCUUAGCAAUAUGUUCUCCAGGAAGGCACCACCAUCCCCGUCACCACAAAUCCAGCCACCCGCGCCACAACUGCCAUUCACCCAAGAGUCAUACUGGAAUAAAUCAGCCAUGCACCGCUGCAUAUUAAACGCAGUCAUCCUCGACGAGUGGCUUAAAGAAUUAUCAGCGUUGUGUCAGGAACAGGCGCUCAGAUUAUCCGCUGAAAGUUACGAACACGAAAACUAUAUACGGAUAUUAUCUUUAUGA